ACAUGACCUACGCGGAAGUGAAGUGACAGUCAAGCUUUUGAUGCGGAAGAGACGAGCCUUUGGGAUGUUUUCCGAUUAAAGUUGUUCGAUAACUAAAAACUUAUGAAUCUUGUAACGGAGAAGAAAAGUCAUUUGUAGCUAUAUCUGAACAAAGCAACUCAAGUUGGAGCCACACAACGACAACAAAUGGCGGGCGGUAAUUUACAGAAAGCUAUAGACCUGGCCAGCAAAGCAGCAGAGGAAGACAAAGCCAAGAACUAUGAAGAGGCCCUCAGAUGUUAUCAGCAUUCUGUGCAGUACUUCCUUCAUGUUGUCAAGUAUGAGGCACAGGGUGAUCGAGCGAAGCAGAGCAUCAGGGCCAAGUGCGCCGACUACCUGGGCAGAGCCGAACAGCUGAAGGAAUAUCUGAGGAAUAAGGAGAAGAGCCCACCUUCUAAGCCUGUCAAAGAAUCCCAGUCUGGUGAUAAAGGGAGUGAAAGUGAUGAAGGGGAAGACGGAGAGAAGAAGAAGUUCAAAAAUCAGCUUUCAGGCGCCAUUGUCAUGGAAAAGCCGAACAUUAAGUGGAAUGAUGUAGCUGGGCUCGAGGGAGCCAAAGAAGCCUUAAAAGAAGCUGUUAUCCUGCCCAUCAAAUUCCCACAUCUGUUCACUGGGAAGCGAACUCCUUGGCGGGGGAUCCUGCUGUUUGGCCCACCAGGAACAGGGAAAUCCUACCUGGCCAAGGCGGUAGCCACAGAGGCAAACAACUCCACCUUCUUCUCCAUCUCCUCCUCUGACCUGGUGUCCAAGUGGUUGGGGGAAAGUGAAAAGCUGGUGAAGAACCUGUUCGCUUUAGCCCGAGAACACAAACCAUCGAUCAUUUUCAUUGACGAGAUCGACUCUCUCUGCGGCUCCAGGAGUGAGAACGAGAGCGAAGCAGCUCGCAGGAUCAAGACAGAGUUUCUCGUCCAGAUGCAGGGUGUUGGUAAUGACAAUGAAGGAAUUCUGGUCCUGGGAGCAACAAAUAUACCAUGGACACUGGACUCGGCUAUCAGGAGAAGGUUUGAAAAGAGAAUCUACAUUCCUCUGCCAGAGGAGCACGCCCGCUCCUUCAUGUUUAAACUGCACCUGGGCUCCACCCCCAACAACCUGUCAGAGGCAGACUUCGCCACUCUGGGCCAGAAGACAGAGGGUUACUCUGGAGCAGACAUCAGCAUAAUCGUCAGGGACGCCCUCAUGCAGCCUGUCAGGAGGGUUCAGUCAGCCACUCACUUCAAACAGGUCCGGGGUUCAUCGUGGAACAACCCUGGCGUUGUGGUGGAAGACCUACUGACACCGUGCUCACCUGGAGAUCCCAACGCCGUGGAGAUGACGUGGAUGGAUGUCCCUGGCGAGAAACUUUUAGAGCCAGUUGUGUCCAUGGCAGACAUGCUGAGGUCUCUGAGCAACACUAAGCCCACAGUCAACGAGCAGGACCUGGACAAGCUGAAGAAAUUUACUGAAGACUUUGGUCAAGAGGGUUAAUAACACUCAGACUCUCAUAAAUAAGACUGCAACCAAUAAUUAUUUUCACUUUCAGUUAUGCUGUGGAUGGUGUUACAAAUCUGUUUGGUCAAUAAAUUGUAAGAACUGAUUGACAUGGUUAAUGAGAGGUUAUUGAAGCUCAAAGGUCUUCACUUUUAUCCACUAAAGCUUUCAUUUUCAUCUAUAUUUUUAUGGCUUUUUCACCCAAAAUAUUACUAUUCAUAUAUAUAUAUAUAUAUAUAUAUAUGUGUGUGUGUGUGUGUGUGUACUUUUUUAAUUGAAUGCACUGCUGUAACUGUUAGAGUGCAGUAGAUGUUAUGAUGUGAUUUGUACUGUGGGUUGAUCUUUGCACCUUUAGAACACUACACUCGCCGUCUGAUGUGAAGCUGAAGUGACUUUCUUGAUUUAAUUUAUGUAAAUGGGAAAUUUUAACAUUUGUGAAUGCUUUAUAUUUUAUAAACAUGUUAUCAGCUGUUGCCUUAUUUCUUUCACUACAAAGCUUUAAUACCUGCAAACAGGGGCUUUUGGGUUUUUAUAUUACUGAAAUUCAAUUAAUUAAACUAUAAUAAUGAUGCUUUAAAAGCAUUUCUAAAUGCAGAUACAUCUACUCCUGAAAUAUUUUGUUUUUGCACGUUUUAUUCCCAUAUUAUGUUGCUGUAACUGGGCUGUAUACCUAAAGGAGCUUAACUGUCAAAUAUUGGGAUUUCUAUGAUUUGUUGAUAUAUUUAAAGAUCAAGAAGCUCAGUUGGUGCCUUUGGAUGUAAAAUAUGUUUAAAUGUUUUGGAGUUUGCACACGUUCCAUCAAUAAAACUGGGAGUCAUUUGCA
Molecule: messenger RNA, 2326 nt
Organism: Melanotaenia boesemani (Boeseman's rainbowfish)
Lineage: Eukaryota; Metazoa; Chordata; Actinopteri; Atheriniformes; Melanotaeniidae
Product: vacuolar protein sorting-associated protein 4B-like
Exons: 11
Coding region: 187-1500 (437 amino acids)
Biological process (GO): endosomal transport; vacuole organization
Molecular function (GO): ATP binding; ATP hydrolysis activity
Source: RefSeq, a predicted model, not a curated record